CAUCGAUACGACACGGGAAGCAAAAAUUGUAACACCGCCCCUCCUUCGGCUCGAUCACCAUUGAUAAUCAGAACAAGUCGCUCUCCGCAAGCCCGUAGUGCUGAAAUCUUAGCUCGUUUUCAUAACAAUGUAACGGCAAUGAAACAAAGCUUUGGGGAACCCGAGAAACAGCACCACAAUGGACGAUGAUUUGUUCCAGCUGAGACAACUCCCGGUGGUCAAGUUCCGUCGCACGGGUGAGAGCACGCGUUCUGAGGAUGAUGGAGGCUUCAGGGAGCACGAGAUCCAGAUCGAGGGCGUGCGGACAGACCUGGAGUCGGUAGAGUUGGGCGAUGGUGCUGCGGUGCCCCGGGAGUUUGCAAACCCCACUGAUGACACCUUCAUGGUGGAAGAUGCAGUGGAGGCCAUUGGUUUUGGGAAAUUCCAGUGGAAACUCUCCAUUCUCACUGGCCUCUCCUGGAUGGCCGAUGCCAUGGAGAUGAUGAUCCUCAGUAUACUGGGCCCCCAGCUGCACUGCGAGUGGAGAUUACCUAGCUGGGAGGAGGCCCUGCUCACAUCGGUGGUGUUCAUCGGGAUGAUGAUCAGCUCCUCACUCUGGGGGAACCUGUCUGACAAAUACGGCCGGAAAACAGGCCUAAAGAUGAGUGUGCUGUGGACCAUGUUCUAUGGUCUCCUGAGUGCUUUCGCCCCAGUGUAUGGCUGGAUCCUCUUCCUCCGUGCCCUUGUGGGAUUCGGCAUCGGAGGAGCCCCACAGUCUGUAACGCUAUAUGCUGAGUUCCUCCCCAUGAGAUCCAGAGCCACCUGCAUCCUGCUGAUAGAGAUAUUCUGGGCACUGGGCACAGUGUUUGAGGUCCUGCUGGCCAUCCUGGUGAUGCCAACCCUGGGCUGGCGCUGGCUGCUGGCCCUCUCCACCAUUCCCCUUCUCAUCUUUGCAAUCCUCUGUUUCUGGCUUCCGGAGAGUGCCCGCUACGAUGUACUGACAGGGAACCAGACUAAGGCUCUAGCCACCCUCAAGCGCAUUGCUGUGGAGAACGGGGCACCCAUGCCGCUGGGGAAACUCAUCGCUGCCAGACAGGAGGAUCGUGGGAAAAUCACGGACCUCUUCUCGCCGCACUUUCGCUGGACUACUGUUCUUCUGUGGUUCAUCUGGUUCUCCAACGCCUUCUCGUAUUACGGCCUGGUUCUGCUGACCACAGAGCUGUUCCAGUCAGAGGGUGAAUGCGGGGUGUCCAAGAGAGGGCAAGUGGAGGACAGGUGCAACCUGGAGUGUUAUUACCUGACAUCUGAUGAUUACAAGGACCUGCUGUGGACCACUCUGUCUGAAUUCCCAGGCUUGCUGGUGACACUUUGGGCGAUUGACCGGCUGGGUAGGAGGAAGACCAUGGCCCUGUGUUUCCUAGUGUUUUCCCUCUGCAUCGUGCCACUGUAUGCAUGUGUGGGAAGGACAUCCCUCAUGGUCUUGAUAUUCAUCGCCAGGGCCUUCAUUGCUGGAGGAUUCCAGGCAGCUUAUGUCUACACUCCUGAGGUGUACCCUACAGCAAACAGAGCGCUAGGGCUGGGGACCAGCAGUGGAAUGGCAAGAGUUGGUGCUCUCAUCACCCCCUUUGUUGCACAGGUGAUGCUGGAGUCCUCGGUGUAUCUGACCCUGUCAGUGUACUGCUGCUGCUGCUUGCUGGCAGCCAUCGCCUCCUGCGCACUGCCCAUUGAGACCACGGGGCGGGGCUUGCAAGACUCCAGCCACCGCGAGUGGGGCCAGGAGAUGAUGGGACGGGCCGCCCGCAGCCCCGGGGGCAUCCCGCACUCCAGUUCCGGAUCCCAGGACUGAGGAGUGGGGCGGGACGGGGUAUCAGAACA
Molecule: messenger RNA, 1854 nt
Organism: Megalops cyprinoides (Indo-Pacific tarpon)
Lineage: Eukaryota; Metazoa; Chordata; Actinopteri; Elopiformes; Megalopidae
Gene: svopa
Product: SV2 related protein a
Exons: 16
Coding region: 179-1825 (548 amino acids)
Biological process (GO): transmembrane transport
Cellular component (GO): membrane
Molecular function (GO): transmembrane transporter activity
Source: RefSeq, a predicted model, not a curated record